AUGGCACCAAUCCGCCCGAUGCCAUUGGAAGAUGCUUUGCACCUCUUAGCCGGUGGUUUUCUGCGUGGUGGGAUUGGAGGUUUCUUAAAAGGGGGUUCAAACAGUACAGCUACUGUUGGUGGUCAAAAAGAUGUGCGAGCAGGCAUUGCCAUGGGUUAUGUUGAACUAAUGCGCGAAAUGGGAGCCACUUGGUUGGAACGGAAUCUAGCUGUGGUUUGUCGUCAUCUGCUAGAGUUAGCAGCUAAAUGUGGAGGACUUGCAUACACAAAUUCCCCAGCACAAGCAGCUGAAGCGAUCUUCCUCCGUAGAUGUGUGUCUUAUAUACUACGAGCGACUGUAGGGACAAUGCUAAGCGAGCAAGCUCAGAUCACCGCGUGCAAGUAUUUGGGUCAACUUUUAGCUGAUUAUAUUAACUCUUUUGGUGAGUUUUGAGA
Messenger RNA from Strongylus vulgaris, 434 nucleotides. Lineage: Eukaryota; Metazoa; Nematoda; Chromadorea; Rhabditida; Strongylidae. The record is from the annotation of a GenBank genome assembly.